AUGAUGGAAAGAAUAAGAAAAGAGAUGAUUCUGAUGGAGAGAGGGCUGCACAGCCCCACGGCCGGCAAGAGGUUCUCCAAUUUGUCCGACUCGGCUGGCAAUGCUGUACUCGAGGCCCUGGAAAAUUCGCAGCACCCGGCUCGCCUUAGCCCGCGCCUGCCGUCCGCCCCCCUGCACAGCUCUCUGGGAGACCUCCCUGCCAAGGGCAAAUUCGAAAUAGACACUUUGUUCAACCUGCAGCACCCGGGCAGCGAAAGCACCGUCUCCUCCGAAAUCGCCUCUGCCGCGGAGGGCCGCAAAAAGCCGGGCCAUUAUUCCGAGGCGGCCGCCGAGGCGGAUAUGAGCAGCGACGUGGAGGUGGGCUGCUCCGCUCUGCGCUCCCCCGGCGGCCUCGGCGCCGCGCCGCUUAAGGAAAACAAUGGCAAAGGGUACGCGGAGAGCGGAUCCGCCGGGGGCACCACGACGUCCUCGUCGGGCUCCGGCCUCGGCAGCCUGCAUGGAGGCGGCGGCGGCGGCGGCGGCGGCGGCGGCGGCGGGGGCGCGGCGCUGGGCAGCUCCGGCUCCGGUGCCGAUCAGGUGCGGCGCUACCGCACGGCGUUCACCCGCGAACAGAUCGCGCGCCUGGAGAAGGAGUUCUACCGGGAGAACUACGUGUCACGGCCCCGCCGGUGCGAGCUGGCCGCUGCGCUUAACCUGCCCGAAACCACCAUCAAGGUGUGGUUCCAGAACCGACGCAUGAAGGAUAAGCGGCAGCGCCUGGCCAUGUCCUGGCCGCACCCGGCCGACCCCAGCUUCUACACCUACAUGAUGACGCACGCGGCCGCCACCGGAAGCCUGCCCUACCCCUUCCACUCGCACGUGCCGCUGCACUACUACCCGCACGUGGGCGUCACGGCGGCGGCCGCGGCCGCGGCGGCCUCGGGAGCAGCGGCCGCCGCCUCCUCGCCCUUCGCCACCUCCAUCCGCCCGCUGGACACCUUCCGCGCCCUCUCGCACCCCUACUCGCGGCCCGAGCUGCUCUGCAGCUUCCCGCCACCCGGCCGAUCCUCGGUGGGCUCAGACUUCGGGUGCAGCGCCGCGGCGCCGCGCUCCGAGAGCGGCUUCCUGCCCUACUCCGCGGCUGUGCUGAGCAAGACGGCCGUGAGCCCGCCGGACCAGAGGGACGAGGCGCCUCUCACCAGAUAACUACGUCGCCGCCACCGGGGGCCGUGCCCAGGAGUCCCCUCCACG
Messenger RNA from Myotis lucifugus (little brown bat), 1230 nucleotides. RefSeq names its product even-skipped homeobox 2 (gene EVX2). The record is from RefSeq and is a predicted model, not a curated record. Gene Ontology annotation, molecular function: DNA-binding transcription factor activity, RNA polymerase II-specific; RNA polymerase II cis-regulatory region sequence-specific DNA binding. Lineage: Eukaryota; Metazoa; Chordata; Mammalia; Chiroptera; Vespertilionidae. Gene Ontology annotation, cellular component: nucleus. Gene Ontology annotation, biological process: regulation of transcription by RNA polymerase II.